This is a messenger RNA of Portunus trituberculatus (swimming crab), 885 nucleotides long. RefSeq lists its product as uncharacterized. The transcript is spliced from 2 exons. Gene Ontology annotation, biological process: DNA integration. The record is from RefSeq and is a predicted model, not a curated record. Gene Ontology annotation, molecular function: RNA-DNA hybrid ribonuclease activity; nucleic acid binding. NCBI's taxonomy places the organism in Eukaryota, Metazoa, Arthropoda, Malacostraca, Decapoda, Portunidae. Bases 1 to 885 code for a protein of 294 amino acids.
AUGGAGUACGUGUCAAGCAGGCUGUCCAAAGAAGAUCCGUGCUGUGGGCAAUGGUGCGUGCAUGGAGACCAGGCAGUGGUGUGGACCGACGCCAGCUCUAUCGCUGCCGGUGUUGUUGUGGAAACACCGCAAGGAGCUGCCAUCGAGGACGCAUGCUGGAUUAGAAGAGAUGAGAGCUCCCACAUUAACAUGGCUGAGCUGGACGCAGCAGUUCGUGGCGUCAAUCUGGCCAUCGCGUGGGGCAUGCGAACCAUCGAUCUGCGAACAGACUCUGCGACUGUCUACCGCUGGAUUGACGAUGCGCUGAGUGGCCGGGCACGUCUUCGCACCAAGGCUCAUGGGGAGAUGCUGAUUCGCCGUCGGGUAGAUGUCAUCCGGCAGCUGGUGACGGAACUUGAGCUGGUCAUGUCUGUGACGCUCGUACGCUCCUCAGAGAACCGCGCCGACGCCCUCACGCGAGUCCCAGGGAUGACGCGUGCUGAAGCACGUGCUACUGUGCGGCAGUGUGAGGUGUGCCGCAAGAUCGACCCAGCGCCGGCGAAGUGGCAGCACGGGUCAUUGAGUGUGACUGAGACGUGGUGGCGUCUGGCGACAGAUGUUACCCACUACCUCGGUAGCGCCUACCUGUCCCUUGUCGACUGCGGGCCGUCUCGGUUCGCUGUGUGGCGGCACUUACGUCGUCCAGAUGCGGACACCGUCGUCAGUCACCUGGAACAAGUCUUCUGCGAGCGAGGAGCGCCGGCGGAACUGCUCUGUGACAACGACACUGUCUUCCGAGGCCGGCGAUUCGCAGCUUUCGCGGCGCGCUGGGGCGUGUCGCUGCGCUUCAGAGGGCAUACGCACCGUCUGGUAACGGCAUCGUGGAAAGGAACCAUCGCACGGUGA